Eucalyptus grandis is the source of this 1419-nucleotide messenger RNA. RefSeq names its product probable 3-ketoacyl-CoA synthase 21. Lineage: Eukaryota; Viridiplantae; Streptophyta; Magnoliopsida; Myrtales; Myrtaceae. The record is from RefSeq and is a predicted model, not a curated record. Gene Ontology annotation, cellular component: membrane. Gene Ontology annotation, molecular function: acyltransferase activity, transferring groups other than amino-acyl groups. Gene Ontology annotation, biological process: fatty acid biosynthetic process.
AUGGCAUCGUCAGGACAUGUCCUCGGUUUGCUGGGGUUCGUUCUUGCAUUCGCCCAUCGCCAUUUUCCGUUGGCAAUGCUCGGUCUUGUGGCGAUUGUCUUCCUUGUAAGUAAAAGGAAAGCCUCGGUCUAUUUACUGGACUUCAAUUGCUACAAGGCGCCCGAUUCUUAUCGGCUACCCAAGUGCAUGUUCAGGGAGCACCUUUUUUCGACGAUAAGUCGAUCCAAAAGCAAAGCUUUCCUAAUCAAGAUCUUCGACAAGUCAGGGUACAGCGAAGAGACCUGCAUUCCCCCAUCAAUUACUGAGUUACCCAUAAAAAAAUCGCUCUCGUCUGCCCUAGAGGAAGCCGAGACGGUCAUCUUCUCCGUCAUUCAUGGCUUGCUGAGGAAGAACAACGUUAGCCCCAGAAGCAUAGACAUAUUGAUUUGCAACAGCACCAUGUUUUGUCCCACGCCAUCUCUAACUGCUAUGGUGGUGAACAAGUUCGGAAUGAGGAGCAAUAUCCAAAGCUACAACCUCUCCGGCAUGGGGUGCAGUGCCGGUGUCGUGUCGGUAGGCCUAGCGCAAGACCUGUUGAGGGUUCACAGGAACUCCUUGGCCCUCAUCGUAAGCACCGAGAUUCUCAACAUGAACUGGUACACGGGGAAGAACGCAUCCAUGUUGAUAACCAAUUGCCUGUUCCGAAUGGGGAGUGCGGCCCUGCUCCUGUCAAGCCGAGAUCAAGACAAGAAGGCGGCCAAGUACGAACUUCAACACCUCGUCAGGACGACCAGAUCUCGUGACGAACAAUCUUACACGUGCGUGUACCAGGAUGUCGACUCCGAGAAUGAAGUUGGGGUGUCGAUAUCCAAGAGCAUUGUGAAUGUUGCCGGGGACGCACUGAAGUCAAACAUGGCUUCCUUAGGCCCUCUGGUUUUGCCUUACACGGAGCAGUGCCGAUAUGCAUGGUCCCUGAUCAAGCGAAAGCUUGGUACUGGGAGAACAACGGAAACUUAUGUACCGAACUUCAGGAGAGCUUUCGAGCACUUCUUCAUACACGCCGGAGGGAAAUCCAUCAUAGAAGCAAUCGGAAAGAACUUGAAGUUGGGCGAAGAAGAUCUGGAAGCAUCGAAGAUGACACUAUACAAGUUCGGGAACACCUCGGCUUCUUCCAUCUGGUAUGAGCUUGCUUACACAGAAGCAAAGGGAAGAGUGAAGGCAGGGGAUAGGAUAUGGCAGAUCGCCUUAGGUAGUGGAUUUAAGUGCAACAGUGCUGUAUGGAGGUGCAUAAAACCCUGCAGCAUCAGAGGGAGCCAAAGUGUGGGAAGGCAAAAUGGAGACAGACCACGUCGAAGUGCCGUAGAUCCGAUAAGAGAAGCAGGUACGUUCGACCUCGACAAGGUUGCAGGCAUAAGCUUCUUCAGGAAGAUGCAAAUUUGA